GAAUCUGAGAAAAGAAGGGCAGACACUUAAAGAGAGAGAAGAGAUUCCCACAGAGCAUGGCCUCUGCCAAAGAAGACGGCGUGGAUGAAAGAACGGCGGACAUUAAAGAAGAGCACUGUGAGCGGCUCACACCAGUGGAUGUGUGUGUAAAACUGGAGGAUCACGAAGAAAGAAUUUCAGUUUAUAAAAAGGAGGAGGAGGAGUGCAAGGGGGUGACUGCUGCCAUUAAAGCUGAGGAUUUGAAUGAUUUCUCCGUUGGUCUUGAACUUCAAAAGCUUGAAACUGAGAAUAUUUUCAAGCAAGAUUCCUGUGAAGAAUCUCCAUCCAGUUUACAGCCCUGGUCCACUAAUACGGGACGACUGGCUACACAGGAGAAUUCUGCAGAGCUGAAAUCAGAGUCUGAAGAGAAAAUCACAGAGGAAAAUGGGAGUGAAGAAGAAGAGUCACCUGGGAGUGUUGGAAUAAAUUUACAGAAGAAUGGCAGCUUCUCUCCGCCUUCAUUUGGUAAGCUUGCCCUUCAAUACAAAGAGAAAGGUAUGAUGAAAUCAGCAAGAAGAUCAGAGAACCUGACAACAGCCUUUUUGCAGUUCAGUUCUCUCCCUGCUACUGGAGUAACACAGACAGAAACCAUCAAAACUGAUCGACAGCAAGUGGAGAAAGAAAUCCAAAUUCAUACUGGACAAAAAUGUUUGGAAUGUGGCAAACAAUUCACACACAAAAGUGAUCUUAAUAAGCAUAUGAAGAUUCACACUGGAGAAAAAACAUAUUGUUGUCAUGAAUGUGGCAAGCAUUUCCCAAAUAUCAAGAAUCUUAACAAACACACAAAAAUUCACUCUGGAGAGCCAAAACUCCAUUGCUGUAAAGAAUGUGGCAAACGAUUCUCAAUGAGAAGCAAUCUUCAGAGACACAGAAUAAUCCACACAGGAGAAAAACCUUCCUGCUGUCCAGAAUGUGGUAAGUCAUUCUCAUGGAGAAGCCAUCUUCAGAGGCACAGAAAAAUCCACUCAGGAGAAAAACCUCAUUGUUGUCCAGACUGUGGUAAGUCGUUCUCAUGUAUAAACGAUCUUCAGAGGCACAGACGAAUCCACACAGGGGAAAAACCUUAUUGUUGUCCAGAAUGUGGCAAACAAUUUUCUGAAAAACUCAGUUUUCAAAGGCACACACAAAUUCAUACUGGAGAGAAGCCAUAUUGCUGUUCUCAAUGUGGAAAAAGGUAUUUCAACAUUAGCAGUUUACAAAGACACACACAAACUCACAUUGGAGAGAAAAUGCAGUUCUGAAUGUGGCAAAUGUUAUGCAAGCCAGAAAAGUAUUAAUAAACAAACCAAAAUCCAUACUGAAGAAAAAUCUGAAUGGUGUUCUGAUUGUGGGAAACGAUUAUUAGACUAAUGCUCAAUUCAGUGCCACAUUAGAACUCAUACUGGAGAGAACCCUUAUUGUUGUCCUGAAUGUGAUAAGCAGUUCUCACAACAAAGCACCCUAAAGAGUCACUCUCAGACAGCAGGACUCUUAAAGAUCACAUGACAAUUCACACUGGAGAGAACCCCUUUUGCUGUCCAGAAUGUGGCAAAAAAUACUCACAUCAAACCAUGCUUAGGUGCCACAGAAGGAUCAACAUUGGAGAGAAGCAGUACAUCUGUUCUGAAUGUGGUAAAGGGUACUCAUUCAAAAAUAUUUUUGGAGCCACACACUAAGUUUUACUGGAGUAAAGCCUAACCCAGAAAUGACAAGUGAUCUUUCCAUUAGCUCCUCAACCAAAAAAAUUGAAGCAAAAUCUUAUGAAGAGCAUAAAGGACUCCAGUUGAAAGUAGUUAAUAAGUAAAUAAGAAUAGUGGAGAAAACACUCAACAUGGCCAACAGAUCGUAGAUAUAAGGUAACCUCAGAGCCACAUAUGAAUUCACACUGGAAUGAACACACAGGAAUACAACACAUACUGUAUUUCAGAAACAGCAAGAAUCUUCUUCAACAACUCAUAGGUUCAAGAAAAAACCUUAUUUUUGCCCUAAAUGUGGUUAACGCUUUUCAGACAGCAGUGGCCUUCAUAUUCAUAAAUGACUGGCUUACUUGUGGUAAGCCUCUUAGCUGUUCUCAAUGUUGAAAGUGGUCCUCCUGUAUCAGCCAUCAUCAGCAACACGUAAGAUUUCAUGAAGGACUCAGAAACUGUACUGCCAAGACAUCAGUCACACAGGGACUGAUCAUCUCUGCACCAGUGCUGUGACAUAAAAUGGUGAACAAUACAAACACCAGACAACAGAAUGAGGUAGCAACAGUACUGUGCAGUGAUAACAACUUCAACAACAGAACACAACUGAAAAAGGUCAAAGUAAUAAUGAAAAAAAAAGUGAAAUCAAAUCAAAUCCACAGUGCAGUGCCAACUACCAGGAGGUGCCACGGACAACAAGGGAAAUAUUUUUGUUUCGGAGCUUUGGGUCUUAUCUGAGUAGCAAUGAACUUGUACCAUCUCUGGGAUGUCAUAACCCUGAUAAUGAAGAAGUCAUUUAGUGACGUCAGCUGACAUCCAAUGCUGUCCAAUCAGAUACUGGGGAGGGACAGUUGAGAAGGACAGGAGACUAAAAAGAGAGCCGUCACAUGACAGACCAAUGUAGAGGGGCUUUAUAAGACUUUGACACUAAUUUAGGUUAUCAUUAAUAAAUGAUAAGAGUCUUUACAAACCAAACACAUUCAUCAGCUGUGUGUCAAGGGUGAGUC
Molecule: messenger RNA, 2710 nt
Organism: Polypterus senegalus (gray bichir)
Lineage: Eukaryota; Metazoa; Chordata; Cladistia; Polypteriformes; Polypteridae
Product: zinc finger protein 436-like
Exons: 2
Coding region: 57-1280 (407 amino acids)
Biological process (GO): regulation of transcription by RNA polymerase II
Molecular function (GO): DNA-binding transcription factor activity; RNA polymerase II cis-regulatory region sequence-specific DNA binding
Source: RefSeq, a predicted model, not a curated record